Molecule: messenger RNA, 546 nt
Organism: Closterium sp. Naga37s-1
Lineage: Eukaryota; Viridiplantae; Streptophyta; Zygnematophyceae; Desmidiales; Closteriaceae
Source: the annotation of a GenBank genome assembly
AUGGGGUUGACGUUCACGAAGCUGUUUGCGCGGUGGGUGGGCAAGAGGGACAUGCGCAUUCUCAUGGUGGGGCUGGACGCGGCGGGCAAGACCACCAUUCUCUACAAGCUCAAGCUCGGGGAACUCGUUACAACCAUCCCCACUAUUGGCUUCAACGUGGAGACAGUGGAGUAUAAGAACAUCAGCUUCACUGUCUGGGACGUGGGGGGCCAGGAUAAGAUUCGCCCUCUCUGGAGGCAUUAUUUCAACAACACUCAAGGGCUCAUAUACGUGGUGGACAGCAAUGACAGGGAGAGAGUGAUGGAGGCGAGAGACGAGCUGCACCGUAUGCUCAAUGAGGACGAGCUGCGUGACGCCUCUCUCCUGGUCUUUGCCAACAAGCAGGACCUUCCCAACGCGAUGAAUGCUGCUGAGAUCACCGACAAGCUCGGCCUGCACUCGCUGCGCCACCGCAUCUGGUACAUUCAGAGCACUUGUGCCACGUCAGGGGAAGGGCUGUACGAAGGACUUGACUGGCUCUCUAACAACAUAUCCGCUAAAGAUUAA